UCGCUCACUCACAUCUCUUUCUUCUUCCUGUGCACACAAACCGGCCGGCCCCUUUCGCCAUCACUAACUUUUCCCCCCUUCUUCCUCGAUCUUGCCUUUCCUUCCCCUAAGCUUUGAUGCACACACACCACACCAAUGGAAAUGGGCACACUCUAGCUCUUGAUCUGAAGAUCUGUUCAUUCCAGUGUAGUUCCAUUUCCACAUGUGAGAGCGAGGAACCGAUCGAGAUCAAGCGAAGAAGAAGAUCAAGAAGCAAGUAGUAGUAGCAGCAGUGACAGCAGCACUCGAACUAGCUAGAUCUCGUCUCUCGCUGGCUAGGAAGCUUGUACAAGCAGUACGCAGAUGUUACCUUACCCUAACUCUCACCAUUUCGGCGUCUCCCACUCCCAGAAACAACAGCCACACCCAAACCCUACCGGCUUCCCGAUGAUGCCGCCCGCCGCGCAUCUGGAUCAGCACUACGCCGACCACCACUUCUUCCCCGGCCACGGCCAGUUCAACUCCGAGACGCUCGAGGCGGUGCUGAGGCCGCCGCGCGCCGCUCCAGAGAGCGGGCCCGCCGUGACGGCGCCGCCGCAGGGUGGAAGAAACGGAGCGGCCGCCGCCGGCCAAGGCCACGCCAGGGCGCGGAAUCGGCCGUUCCGGACGGACAGGCACAGCAAGAUCCGGACGGCGCAGGGCGUGCGCGACCGCCGGAUGCGGCUGUCCCUCGACGUCGCGCGCGACUUCUUCGCGCUGCAGGACCGGCUCGGAUUCGACAAGGCCAGCAAGACGGUGGACUGGCUGCUCACCCAGUCCAAGCCGGCCAUCGACCGCCUCACCGAGCCCUCUCAUCAGCGAUGCGUCGGCGGCGGUGACGCGGCCCUGUCAUCCCCGACGUCGGGGGCGCCUAACGGAUCAGGUAAUAAGAGCUCGAGGGGAGGGGUUGUGGAGAAGGCGGGGACCAGAAAUGGCGGUUCGGCGGCGUUCCUGGAGCACGGCUGCGAGCUGGACCGCCUCGUGUCCGCCGCGCCGGCGCUUGGGGAGUACUACUACGCCGGCCUCAGCGAAAUGAUGAGCAACAACGGAGGAGAAGGCGACGACGAAGGUGAGUACGAGGAAGACGGUGAUGAUUUCCUGGACGGUAUGCAGUAUUAGCAGCAGCUUGCUGGUCGUCUCUACGUACUAGCUUGUAACUGCUGGCAGCUUAUUUAGGUCUUGAUCCGGCAAGCACUACACUGCCGUUAGUUAGUAAUGCAUAUGUACUCCUUUAAUAUAAGCUAGUGCUAAUUGUGCCAGAUGUUACUCUCUUGCAUUGUGCUUUAACGUCACUAGCUAUUAAACUAUAUUUAUGAUCCGGCUUU
This is a messenger RNA of Panicum virgatum (switchgrass), 1343 nucleotides long. Its product is annotated as transcription factor TB1-like. Gene Ontology annotation, biological process: regulation of secondary shoot formation. Lineage: Eukaryota; Viridiplantae; Streptophyta; Magnoliopsida; Poales; Poaceae. The record is from RefSeq and is a predicted model, not a curated record. Gene Ontology annotation, molecular function: DNA-binding transcription factor activity; sequence-specific DNA binding. Gene Ontology annotation, cellular component: nucleus. The transcript has a single exon. The coding region runs from base 343 to 1137 and encodes 264 amino acids.